Molecule: messenger RNA, 2749 nt
Organism: Parasteatoda tepidariorum (common house spider)
Lineage: Eukaryota; Metazoa; Arthropoda; Arachnida; Araneae; Theridiidae
Gene: ncm
Product: pre-mRNA-splicing factor nucampholin
Biological process (GO): mRNA splicing, via spliceosome
Cellular component (GO): catalytic step 2 spliceosome
Molecular function (GO): RNA binding; protein binding
Source: RefSeq, a predicted model, not a curated record
UUUUUAAUGGGGGACAGAUCUUCAAUCUCCUACAAAGCUUCAAGCCAAAGAUCAGUUAGCUGCGCUGCUCGUCGCUUUUCCAAAGAUUUCCUUUUUGUACAACAAAAAUAUUUAUUAACAUGUCCGUUAAAGAGCCUCGAAAAUCCUCUAGACAAGAAGUUGCUACUUAUUCUGAUUCUGAUGAAUAUUCACGUAAAGAAUCAAGAUCUAAAAAAUCUCAUAAAAGAAAACACAGACAAACUGAAGAAAAUGAAGAUUCAUAUAAAAUGAAAAGCAAGAAGAAAUAUGAACAUGACUCUCCUCAGUUUCAAUCGGAUUCUGAGGAACAUUAUAGAAAAAAGCCUUCAAAAUCGAAGAAGAAAGAUCGUAGAGAAAAUUAUGAAAGUGAAGAUUUCACAACUAGGAAAAGAGACAUUUCAGAAGAAAAGCAACGUUAUAAGAGAGAUUCAUCCCAGGAUAGAUAUUCAAAUCAUAAAUCUAAACAAAAAAGAGAUGAUUCCAAAAGAUUUUCUGAAAAAGAAAGUUGGAGUAAAUCGAAGCAACGAGAUGAUUCUGCCGAAAAUCAGUAUGAAAAAUCUCGUGAUGAAUUCACUAAUAGAAAAAGCAACAAAAUGUUUUCAGCUGAAUCUUCACCUCACUAUAAAACAAAGAGUCGCCAUAAGCGCCAGUCAUCAAUAGAAAGAGACAAUGAAAAUUUUAAGGAAGGAAAUAAUAACUAUUCACCUGGUACAUAUGAUAAAAACAUCCGAGAUAAUCAAAGGAACUAUCCUCAGAGAAAUUCAGGGAGAACAGAAUUUGGACAAUUUAGAAGAAGAGAGGAAUCAAGGUCAGAAAAAGAGUUGCCAGAUCGUCAGGAGGAGAGAAGGAAAGAGAGGACAGAUCCUGAAGAAGAAAAACAAAAGGACAGCGCAGAGCAGAAUGAAAGUACUGAACCUCUAUCAAAAAGGCAAAAAAUUGUAAAUAUUAACAUGAGAACUGGUGGAGCUUACAUUCCUCCUGCAAGACUUAGAAUGAUGCAAGAUCAGAUUAAAGAUAAAGGAAGUGAAGAUUAUCAGAGAAUUGCCUGGGAAGCACUAAAGAAAAGUAUUAUCGGUAUGACCAAUAAAGUGAAUAGCUCAAAUAUUGCAGAAAUCAUUCCUGAACUUUUCCGUGAAAACAUUAUAAGAGGAAGAGGUGUGUUAGCACGUGCUAUAAUGCAAGCUCAAGCCGCUUCUCCUACAUUUACUCGAGUUUAUGCUGCAUUAGUGGCUAUUAUUAAUACGAAAUUUCCGGAAAUUGGGGAAUUGAUUUUGCGAAGAUUAAUUGUCCAGUACAAAAGAGGUUUUAGAAGGAAUGAUAAAGCAGUGUGCAUGACUGCUGUUCGUUUCUUGGCCCAUUUGUUAAAUCAAGAAGUGGCACAUGAAAUCCUUAUUUUAGAAAUAGUAACCCAUCUUCUUGAAAAUCCUUCUGAAGAUUCUGUUGAAGUUUCAAUUGCCUGUUUGAAAGAGUGUGGGAAAAAAUUAACUCAACUCACACCCCGUGGCAUGAGAGCUAUUAUACAAAGAGUACGUGACGUUCUGCAUGAAGGGGCUAUGGAUGUUAGAGUACAGUAUAUGAUUGAAGUUUUCUUUGCCAUUCAGAAAGAUGGUUUCAAGGAUUUUGAAAUCAUGCCACCAGAACUGGAUUUAGUUGAAGAAGAUGAUAAAUAUACUCAUUUAAUUAACUUAGACGAUGCUGUUGAUGCACAAGAAAUGUUAAAUAUAUUCAAAUUUGAUCCAGAUUAUAUUGAAAAUGAAGAAAAGUAUAAAUCUGUUGUGAAAGAAAUUCUUGGUGAUGAAAGUGAAGAAGAUGGAUCUGGCAAUGAUUCUGGUAGCGAUGAUGAAGAAGAGGAUGAUGAAGAGAAAAAUGAUGAAAGUCAACAGAUUAUCGACAUGACUGAAACUAACUUAGUCUGCUUGAGAAGGAAAAUUUAUUUAACUGUUCAGUCCAGUUUAGAUUUUGAAGAAUGUGCCCACAAACUUUUAAAACUGGAAUUAAAGCCAGGUCAAAUAUUGGAAAUGUGUUACAUGAUUCUAGAUUGCUGUGCACAGCAGCGAACAUACGAGAAAUUUUAUGGAUUACUAGCACAAAGAUUUUGCCAGCUAAGUAAAGUUUAUGUGGAGCCAUUUACUGAAAUUUUUGAAAAUUCAUACAAAACCAUUCAUCGACUAGAAACAAAUAAACUGAGAAAUGUUGCCAAGUUUUUUGCACAUUUGCUGUACACAGAUGCAAUAUCAUGGAUGGUAUUAAAGAUUAUUAAAUUGAAUGAGGAAGAUACUACCUCAUCUAGUAGAAUUUUUAUUAAAAUUCUCUUCCAAGAACUUUGCGAAUAUAUGGGAUUGCCAAAGCUAAAUGAACGAGUGAAAGAUGCAACACUUCAAGAAGCUUUUGAUGGACUCUUUCCUCGAGAUCACCCUCAUAAUACAAGAUUUGCUAUUAACUUCUUUACUUCCAUUGGAUUGGGAGGUCUAACUGAUGAACUUCGUGAACACCUUAAAAAUUUACCUAAAAAUCCUGUUCUGCCUCCCCAAAAUGAUAAUGAAUCAUCUGUAGAAGAAAAUUCAUCGUCUUCAUCCUCAUCAUCUUCCAGUAGCUCGUCAUCUUCUUCAUCCGAAUCAGAGUCUGAACAAGAAACUUGGAGAAAACAAACUCAGAAAAGACGGAAAAAAUGACAACUCGGUAAUAACAUUGUAUCAUUUUGAUUUGUACAUAAUAAAUUUAUUUUAAAUAA